UCAAAGAAACAGCAAGGCAAGCUUCCUUUCUCUGUAGGAAUCAUUAUUAGCCCCCUUCAUCAUGGCCCACCUGGGUGCCCAUUUUGCCUUUAGAUCCCGCUGGCAGAAGACCGACGAUGAACUCUGUCGACAUAGCAUGUCUUUUAUCCUUCACAAAGCCAUUCGCAAUGACUUCUUUCAGAGCUAUCUCUACCUGCUGGAAAAAAUUCCCCUGGUGAAAUUGUACGCUUUAACGAGCCAAGUCAUUAAUGGUGAGAUGCAGUUCUAUGCCAGAGCAAAACUUUUCUACCAGGAAGUACCAGCCACAGAAGAGGGUAUGAUGGGAAAUUUCAUUGAACUGUCCGGUCCAGACAUCCAGGCAUCUCGGAAAUUUCUUAGGAAAUUUAUUGGGGGGCCUGGGAGAGCUGGAACAGACUGUGCCUUGGACUGCGGCUCCGGAAUAGGAAGGGUCAGCAAACACGUCUUAUUGCCUGUUUUCAACAGUGUGGAGCUGGUGGAUAUGAUGGAAUCCUUUCUCCUUGAAGCCCAGAACUACCUGCAGGUCAAAGGUGACAAAGUAGAAAGCUACCACUGCUACAGCCUGCAGGAAUUCACACCCCCGUUCAGGAGAUAUGAUGUCAUCUGGAUUCAGUGGGUCUCUGGGCACCUGACUGAUAAGGACCUUCUUGCAUUUCUUUCCCGGUGCCGAGAUGGCCUGAAAGAAAAUGGCGUCAUCAUAUUGAAGGACAAUGUGGCCCGGGAGGGCUGUAUCCUCGAUCUCUCUGACAGCAGUGUGACUCGGGACAUGGACAUCCUCCGGAGCCUCAUAAGGAAGAGUGGGCUGGUGGUGCUGGGCCAAGAGAAGCAGGACUGCUUCCCAGAGCAGUGCAUCCCCGUGUGGAUGUUCGCACUGCACAGCGACAGACACUCCUGAAAAAGCAGUGGGAAUGAACGCCCGGACUGGGCA
Messenger RNA from Cercocebus atys (sooty mangabey), 946 nucleotides. RefSeq names its product methyltransferase like 11B (gene NTMT2). Bases 62 to 913 code for a protein of 283 amino acids. The transcript has 4 exons. Lineage: Eukaryota; Metazoa; Chordata; Mammalia; Primates; Cercopithecidae. Gene Ontology annotation, molecular function: N-terminal protein N-methyltransferase activity. Gene Ontology annotation, cellular component: cytoplasm. The record is from RefSeq and is a predicted model, not a curated record. Gene Ontology annotation, biological process: N-terminal protein amino acid methylation.